Molecule: messenger RNA, 1194 nt
Organism: Metopolophium dirhodum (rose-grain aphid)
Lineage: Eukaryota; Metazoa; Arthropoda; Insecta; Hemiptera; Aphididae
Exons: 8
Coding region: 133-1065 (310 amino acids)
Source: RefSeq, a predicted model, not a curated record
UAAAACACCAGGAAAUUCUUUAAAAAGACCGAAUACAACAUUAUUAGAUUCACCAGAUUUAAAAAUAUUUAAGAAACAAAACAUCAAUGAAAAAAAAAAAUAAAUAAGAAAGAUAAGUCUUCCAACUGCAGUAUGUCACCGUUAAUUGAUUGUAAUAAUGAUGUUGAUAACGAUCAAUGUUCUUCAGAGAUUUCAUCAAUUGCAGAUGAUGCUGAUCUUGAUAAAGAUUACAAUCCAUCACUUAUUACCAAUCAAAAUAUUCUUCUUGAAAAUGAUGAUGGGAAUAAUAAUUUAUUUGAUAUAUCAGAUAUUCUUGAUCGUGAUGAAUUGAUGAACGAUUAUGGCGAUGAUGAGUCAAAUAAUGCAGAUGAUAAUUCUAAACAUGUUAUAAAUUCUUCAAAAAUGGUAGUACUACCUACCACCAAUAAUAACGAAAAAAAAAAAAAUGAAACACUACCAAACCCAGCUAUUGAUACUUUAAAUUAUUCUUACACACAACAGGAUAUUUCUUCAUCACUAUUGCAGACUGCGAAUAAUGAAAAAUUUCAAAAAACUAUUAUAAACUAUUUGGCAUUUUUAAAAGUAGAGGUAUGCAAGAUAUCUAAUAGACAGGAAGAACUAUUUGAAUUGUUUAAUUACUCGCAAUUUAGUAGAUCUCUGACAGCUGCAGCUGAUGAAAGUAAUUUUGAAAUAGAUUAUUUUGUGUCAAAUUGGCCAAUAUCUGAUAUAAACGGAAUUAAUUAUAUGGAAGACAAAAUGAAAUCAGACAAUUCUUUUCAAAAACUUAUUGUGUGUGAAUUAGCCAGAACUGGUGGAAAAUCAUUGCCAAAUAUGAUAUAUAAAAUUUUGAAAAAGGUGUUUACAGAUAAAGUAUUAACUGAAUAUACUUACUACGGACUAAGAAAUAAAAAUAGUUUUUCAAUUUUAUCUAUAAAUAAAGCAAUAUUUGAGGCUAUCAAAAAGUCAAAGUUCAAAAGCUGCUGUGAUGAUGAGGUAAUUACAGCUAUAGGAAAAUGGCUCACCAGUGCUAAGGGAAGGCUGGAGAAAAAAAACCAACAGCUGUAAUAAUAGUUGAUACACUAUUAUUUUUUUUUAUAACAUUUGUUUUUAGGUUUCUAUGUUAAUUUCAAUUAAUUAUAGGUGCUAUAAUGUACCUAAACAUAAUUAUAUUAAAAGUUUAUUAUUUUUUUUUAU